Cotesia congregata is the source of this 1668-nucleotide messenger RNA. The record is from the annotation of a GenBank genome assembly. NCBI's taxonomy places the organism in Eukaryota, Metazoa, Arthropoda, Insecta, Hymenoptera, Braconidae.
AUGGCGACGAGUUUCUUCAACUCGUGGGAUUCAAAUUUUGAAUUACCGCAAUCUAAUAUAAAACUUCCACUUUAUUCACCAGAAUGGGCUGAAAAUAAAGACAGUUUUUCUAGAUUAAAACUUUCGUGCUUAGCAAGUUAUAAACAUCCUUGUUGUGAAAAAUAUUUAAAUAGUAUUGCGUCAGUCAGUAAUGAAAGAAGAAGACAAUGUCAAUAUUCUCAUCCUUGGGUGAUUCAUCCUUUCAGCGCCACCCGGUUUUACUGGGAGUCAUUCAUGACAGUUAUUUAUGCACUAUCAUUUAUUAUAAUUCCAUUUAUGACCAGCUUCAUAGUAUUCGAUUUUAAAGUUAUUAGACUAGAUAGAGUUAGUCCAAUUUUUUAUUUGUUUUUUUGGGUCGACAUUUCCAUGAAUUUCAUCACUGGCGUUCACGGAAGAGAUAAAAAAAUAAUAAUACUUGAUCAAAGAGAAAUAAUUCAGAAGUACAUCAGCGGAUUUUUUUCUAUUGACUUAUUAACAUCUUUGCCUUACGAUCAUAUUACUUAUUACUGGAGAAAACUUCCAGGACCAAAGUCAUCAUUUUUUGUAGCUCUCAUAAAUGUUUUGCCAAUGUUGAAACUUAUUCGAUACGUGACUUUUGAUAAUAAUGUUUCUCAAUUAUUUGAAAUAUCUGAUUUUAUAUGUCGAAUUAGUAAAAUUUUAUUAAUAUCAGUUUAUUUGGUUUACUGGUUCACGUGUUUAUGCUAUUUGGUACCUGUACUCGUGGUUCAUUUUGAUCAAGUUUUUGUUAAGGAUUGUGAUUGCUGGCUAAUUAAUAUUAUUGAUGAUGACAUUCCCGUACGCUUUAAGAGUUCAUUUUUUAUAAUCCUUCAAAAUUUUAUGACCACCGGAAUCCGUGCAAUUGAACCUGAGUUUACUGUACAUACCAUAAUUUGUACUUUGUUAAUGAUUUUAGGAAGAUUUUUUUGGGUUUACAUUAUCGUGCUUUUUUUUCAAAUAUAUAACGAUAAAAAUACGUCUCAAUCUGGUUAUCAAGAAACAAUGAGCCAAAUAUUAGCGUACACAAGACAAAAACAGAUGCCGCAUUAUAUGAGAAAACGUAUUGAGUCAUAUUAUUCUUAUCGAUUCAAAAAUAGUUACUUUAGAGAAAAAAAAAUUUUAUCUAAUUUAUCUGAAAUUUUACGUGAAGAAAUAACAAUUUAUUCAUGCCGUCGAUUGAUAGAAAAUUUAAUUCUUUUUCGUAAUCUGCCUAAAGAUGUUAUUACAUCAAUUGUAUCAAGAUUAAAAUUUGAGAUUUACUUACCUAAUGAUUUAAUUUUCAAGGCUGGUAAUUAUGGUGAUUGCAUGUUUUUUUUAAGUUCUGGAACAGUUGCAUUAUUUACUCCCACCGGAAAAGAAAUUUGUCAUUUAACAGAAGUGUCUUAUUUUGGUGAAGUAUCGUUACUAGUAAAAGAUCAACGUAGGAUAGCAAGUGUAAUUGCUAUUGAAGUUUGCGAAGUUUACAGACUCGAUCGUCGUGAUUUUCGUAAAUACGUUGCAAUCCACAAUGAUUUGUUUCAACAAAUUGAACGCAUGGCUAUGACAAGAAUGGAAAAGGCUAUUCUUAUUGAAGAACAAUACAAAAGAAAUCCUCUUAAACGUAAUCAACGGUCAAUAUGUCGACUAACUUAA